CCGACACAGCCACCACCACUCCACCAUGUACAAGCUCCUGAUCCUGUCUGCGCUGGUGGCCGCCGCGUCCGCCGGCUACCUGGGAGGCUACGCCGCCCCCGCCUACGCCGCCCCCGUGGCCGCCUACGCCGCCCCCGUCGCCGCCGUGGCGCACGCCCCCGUGGCUGUGGCCCACGCCGCCCCCGCUGUGGCCGUUGCGCACGCCCCGGUCGCCUCCUCCGUGGCCAACACGUACAGGAUCUCGCAGACUGCGCGCCUCGCUUACGCCGCCCCCGCCGUGGCUCACGCCCCCGUCGCCUACGCCGCCCCCGCCGUGGCUCACGCCCCCGUGGCCUACGCCGCCCCUGCCUACGGCUACGGCCGCUACGCCGCCGCCGCCCCCGCUCUGGGCUACGGAUACGGAGCCUACGGGUAUGCCGCCCCCGCUCUCGGCUACGGCCACGCCCUCGUCCAUUAAGGCCCACACCGGACUAACUGCUCUUCGUGUGUAACACAAAACCAAAU
This is a messenger RNA of Schistocerca cancellata (South American locust), 504 nucleotides long. Its product is annotated as cuticle protein 12.5-like. The coding region runs from base 26 to 457 and encodes 143 amino acids. The transcript is spliced from 2 exons. The record is from RefSeq and is a predicted model, not a curated record. NCBI's taxonomy places the organism in Eukaryota, Metazoa, Arthropoda, Insecta, Orthoptera, Acrididae.